AAUGAGUCGAAGGUAUUUAGUUCUUAUUCUAAUUCUGGGUUUCCUCGAUCUGACCUGCAGUUCACCAAGGUCGUGCAAGGGUGGUUUUGUUUUUAGCCCCAAAAGCCGAAGAUGUGAACCGCAGCCACCGACGGAGGAGUCAUCUAAUUGCCGACCCGGAACGCACUGGCUGCCAGAAAAGAAAUUUUGUAUCAAGUUGCGGCAAGUUAUAUCUGGAUACUUCCCCGUAAAACCUGAAGAGUCGACACAAAACCUGAAGUGCCCCAGAGGAUCCGUUUCUAUGGGAAAUCUGUGCGUAAGGGAAUGAACCAAAGCAAUCAAUGUUAAGCACAUUGGUCAAUGGGAAAACGAUGGAAAACAACUUGUUUACAGGCGGCAGUUUUGUGGAAUAACAAGAAACUAUGGCAUUUGGCCAACAAAUUGCAAGCCUGAAGGGAAGAAAGCCAGUUUUUCUGAUUUUCUGUUGCUUCACAGCAAACUUUUCUGGUAUUGAUUUUUUGUACUACGUUGUAUAUUUGCAUUUCACUGAUUGCCGACGUUCUUAUACAUUUCAAGCCCUACUUUGUGUUAAGCAUAAUUUUCAUCCAUCCAGUUUAAUGAUUACUUUGAAUGCAUAAGCCCAAUCGUUUUCCAUAUCAGUGUAAAGUCGUUUGGUACAUAUACGAAAAAAGUCAUGGAAAAAUACCUUUAUAUAUCUUAGUUUCUCAUGCACUGCUAUUGCAAUGAACACAGCUGCAAGUUUAUAGCCAUUUUAACCAUUAAUACCAUAUAUAACUAAUAAACUCCAAUUGUUAGGGAAGUGAUUUGCA
Molecule: messenger RNA, 809 nt
Organism: Drosophila teissieri
Lineage: Eukaryota; Metazoa; Arthropoda; Insecta; Diptera; Drosophilidae
Gene: Sfp51E
Exons: 2
Coding region: 2-307 (101 amino acids)
Source: RefSeq, a predicted model, not a curated record